UCCACUUUCGUGCGGGUUAUUUAAUAACAUAACAAUUGCUAUAUACACAAGUUGUCACAAAUCACAAUUGACCUCAUUACAAAUAUUCAAAUUAUAAAAAAAAAAAAAAAUAACAAAUUUAUAAUCAUGGUAUUAAAUGAAGUCGAAACUUUAGUUUACGAGCUUGAAAAAUCCGAGCUAGAAGCACCUAAUGGUUGUGCAUCACCGCAAACUUAUGCUCAGUUAUUGGCUGUAUAUCUUUAUCAAAAUGAUUUAUGUAAUGCCAAGUAUUUAUGGAAAAGAAUACCAUCGAGUAUAAAAAAUAAUAAGACCGAGCUACAGCAAAUUUGGAUUGUCGGACAACGCAUGUGGCAGAGGGAUUGGCCAGCAGUCCAUACGGCUUUGGACAUCGAGUGGACUGAUGAAGUCAGUGGAAUAAUGCUUGCUCUCAAAGAAAAUGUCCGUGAAAGAGCAAUGUCACUUAUUUCUGAAGCGUAUUCGUCCGUAAACCUGACAGUACUUGCCGCAAUGACUGGUUUGUCAUUAGAACAAGCUAAAUUGUCAGCACUUGAACGUGGAUGGAUUUUAGAUGAUACCACAGUGAGACCUUGUAAACUAGAUAAAGAACAAACGACAAUUCAAGCUUCCCUUGCUGAAAAUCAGUUGUACAAGCUUACGCAAUUUGUUUCUUUCUUAGAAAAUUAAGAGUAAUUAUAAAUUAUAUAAUAGUUAAAAUAUAAAUUUUUACCAUUACUGAUAUUAUUAUUAUUAUUAUUACAUUAAUUAUUAUGGUAUAAGAUGAAGAGAAAAAUCUAAGCAAGUAAAUUAAAAAUAAAAAAAAAUUUUAAGAUAUUAAUUAUUAUUAAAACACGUUUAGAAUGAGGAUUUAAUAUUUAAGUAUUUUUAAAUCUCUAAGAGAUAUCAACAAAUGUAUAAAAAGUAUCAGCUACAUCUUUAGCACGUAGCAGAGAUGAUUAAAAUGGUUAUAAAUGACCAUUAAUUACGAAAAUGAACUGUCAGUGGCGUUAACUCAUCUAACCAAAGCUCAUUUACUUAAAAAUGUGAAUUGCCGGAGUUGUUACGAGUAAAUGUAAAUAUAUUAAUCGGAUAAAAAGUCUUUCCACAUCACAAGUUACAAAGAGGGAUGUAAUAUUACAAGUUGAAGUCGAGAUGAAUAAAAAAAGUAAUAAGACGAAGAGGAAAAAAAGGAAAGGAAGAUUAAGACGACGAGGCACACACGAGGUGACCUAGGAGGAGAGUGGCAAGAAGUGACUCUCUGACUGCCGUCGGCAUCGUCGUGACCUCUUGGCGUUGUAUCGCACGGAAGAUGCUUCUUUAACAUCAUCUUCUUCAAUGUAUACUCUUUUUAUUUUAUAUAUAUAUGUAUGGAUAUCUGUGUUGAAGUGCAGAAACGACCUUUGCGCUCGGUACUCGCUCUGUACCUAUGACUUGAGAGCGUGCGCUCAUCGUUCUCAGAUUUUACUAGCAACUAAGUUGCACUCUGGCACCGUGCACCAAGUAUCCAACCAUCCAACCAUCAAGUUACGUUUCCAUACCCAUUCUUUAUAGUAUAUACCAUCUAGUACCAACACGGCAACGCAUUAGACUCAACCCGAGGUAAACGAGGAUAUUCACCACGACAUCGUGAUGACGAAAUCAUUAUUCCGUGUGGCACGCACCCCGUGUCUAUGAACGAUAGAUAUUAUUACUUUGUUUAAAGUAAAAGAGGGAGAGAGAAAAAAAAGAAAAGUAAAAUAUCUUGUGGCUCUUUUGCUAGGAGGAGAAAAUUCUCCUGGGUACGGGAGAAUGAACGUCAUGUACAAGAAGAGAGCGCGUUAUCUCACGUAGCUAAGUGCUCAGUGGUGAUGUCGCAAUACGACAUCACCGAGCGUUAAAACAUUCAGGGCGGUGCGGGUUGGUUCGUUGGCUUGCAAGAGGGCUCGUUCGAUUGUUUCGUUAUCGCGAUCAUCCUCGCUCCUUCGCCGACGGGUCAAUCUACCGCUCUCACCCGGUGUUUUAUAUUUCAUUCUUUUCCUUUCCCUCUCUCUUUCUCUCUCUCACUCUUUUAUACUCUCUCAGCCUUGUAAGACGAGAGUAAAAUAGUAAAAGAGCUUCUACGAAUGGAUAUGAGGUGCGCCUAGACAUAGCUCAUUCCUCUGUGCCGACGGCGAUAACGCCUCCUCUUCAUCAGAACACAUCAAAACAACAACAACCACAACAACAACAGUAACAUCAAUGCUCUACAAUUCCGUAUAGUGUAUUUGAUCCUUUGCAUCAUAUAAUAAUAAUAAUAAUAAUAAUAAUAAUAAUGAUAAUAAUAAAAUCAGCAUCUCGACAAUAUGAUUUUUCAAUGUAUCAUUGUGAAUUGUAGGCAGUAUUAAACUCUCUGGUAAACCCAUCGACUAGGAUGACUAGAUAUAAAAAGCGCGCGCGAGGUAGGCUAGCCGAAUUACUUUCCCUGCAGGCGAAAGCCACACCAUAAAUUACAUAGAUUUAUUUAUAUAUAUGCAUGGGAUAUAUAUUAAUCGAAAACCCGUCGAACCGGGAUUCAAUCGACGCAUGGAUUUAUACUUCGUACAUGAAUAAAUGUAUACGUGUAUUAAUUUUU
Messenger RNA from Microplitis mediator, 2587 nucleotides. It is a transcript of the gene CSN8, whose product is annotated as COP9 signalosome complex subunit 8. Gene Ontology annotation, cellular component: COP9 signalosome. The transcript has 3 exons. Gene Ontology annotation, biological process: protein deneddylation; COP9 signalosome assembly. Bases 127 to 684 code for a protein of 185 amino acids. Lineage: Eukaryota; Metazoa; Arthropoda; Insecta; Hymenoptera; Braconidae. The record is from RefSeq and is a predicted model, not a curated record.